Messenger RNA from Lacerta agilis (Sand lizard), 2982 nucleotides. Its product is annotated as disintegrin and metalloproteinase domain-containing protein 9-like. Gene Ontology annotation, biological process: proteolysis. The record is from RefSeq and is a predicted model, not a curated record. Gene Ontology annotation, cellular component: plasma membrane. Gene Ontology annotation, molecular function: metalloendopeptidase activity. The coding region runs from base 395 to 2806 and encodes 803 amino acids. Lineage: Eukaryota; Metazoa; Chordata; Lepidosauria; Squamata; Lacertidae. The transcript has 22 exons.
UCCGCUCGCUAUCCUAUAUUUGCGGCAGUCACAAGUGACAUGUUCCAGGCUAAAAGGCGGAUGUUUUUCACUUUAGUUGUGAAAAAAAGCCCUAGGGCUUUGUAAAAUAGUUUUAGAGGAAUCUAGUUUUGUCAUCUUUACAGUGAAGUGGACAGGGUGCAUUUCUCCAGUUACACCGGCUGUAAGUGGUAAGUUGACAAACCAGUUUUCUGCAGUGUUGGCUCAGAGAGUCACUUCCCCUUUCCUUGGAAGUGUUAUCUGAAUUCUUGUGUUACUAUGUCAGUUGCCUGCAGUCCUAAGACUCAGUUCUGUUGCUUUAUGGCCAAUAGGUGAAAUUGCUGGGGCAUUCCAGGCUGGAGCACCUUAGCCAGCGAAGCCGGAGGAAGAAGAAACCAUGUCAGAAUGUUACCUGUAUUAUUUAAUCAUGCUAGGACUAACCGGCAUUGGAAAACCAGUGCUAAUGAUGGGAGGGUAUGCUCAUCAGAUCUCUAGGCAUUCCACAUAUGAGAUUGUAAUUCCUCAAAGAUUGACUGACAUGGUGAAGCGCUGGACGCAUUCUCAUAAGGAGCAUUUAGAUAAUCAGCUGUCUUACUUGAUCCAAACUGGAAACGGAACAUAUAUCCUGAAAUUAAAGAAAAAUAAAAACCUUAUUGGUAAGAAUUUCAUACUAUAUACCUACAGAAAAGAUGGCAAAUUGGAGACUACUCCCUUUGAAGCUAAGACCCACUGUUAUUACCGUGGAGUUGUUGAAGGGAUUGAGGACUCUCUGCUUGCUCUCAGUACCUGUGAUGGCCUUAGGGGAAUGUUCCAUAUUGGCGGCAAGCGAUAUGGCUUGGAACCAGUCAAUGGAUCAGAUCGAUUUGAGCACUUCUUCUAUGCAUUAGAAAACUCUCCCCAUGAGCGCUUUUCAUGUGGUGUGCCAAAUGAUGACCACGAGCAGAGCACAAAGACUUUUCUCAAAUACACAAAUAUCUCACACAGUCCCUUCAAUUUGGACAAAAUUCUAAGGAGAAGGCGAGCUGUGCUGCCAGAGAAAAGAUACGUCGAACUGUAUAUGGUUGUUGAUCAAAACAGGUAUGAGCUGAAGAAAUCUGAUGCUGAAGCUGUACAAAAGGAAACAGUAGAACUGGCUAAUUAUGUUGAUGGGAUGUUCAGUCCCUUAAAUAUACAAGUUGUCCUAAUUGGGCUAGAAAUAUGGACUCAAGGAAACCCUAUAGAUGUGGAUAGUGGUUCAGCUGGAGAUGUGCUGGGCAAAUUCACAUCCUGGAGAGAGACAAAUCUCCUGAAGAGAUCACGAAAUGAUGUCAGCCACCUCAUCAUAGGGAGAAGUGCAUUUGGUGCAACGGUUGGAAUGGCUUUCGUUGGCACAGUCUGUAGUCCGAAUCACGGAGGGUCAAUCAGCACAUUUAACCAUGGCGCUGUGAUAGCUCAUGCUACAGUUGUUGCGCAUGAGCUAGGACACAAUUUGGGUAUGAAUCAUGAUGAUGGAAGAUGUUCAGGUCACUACAUCAUGCACAGUUCAGAUAAUGGGUCCAAGAACUUCAGCAGCUGCAGCGCCAAUGAUUUUGAGGACCUCAUCUUGAGAGGCAGAGGAACCUGUCUUCGAAAUCCUCCCAAGCCAAGUGAUAUUUAUACAGAGCCUGCCUGUGGCAACAACAUUGUGGAUAAAAAUGAAGAAUGUGAUUGUGGCACACCAGAAGAGUGUACCAACCCUUGUUGUGAUGCUGCCACUUGCAAACUAAAAGCUGGAUCAGAUUGUGCUGAAGGAUUGUGCUGUGAGAAGUGCCAAUUCAAGGUCGCAGGAGUGCAGUGCAGGCCAAAAAUGAAUGCCUGUGAUCUCCCUGAGUAUUGCAAUGGAACAUAUCCCGACUGCCCAGAUGAUGUGUAUAUCAUGGAUGGCUACCCAUGCAACAAUAUGAAAGACUAUUGCUAUGCUGGAAUUUGUCAGAAUUAUGAUUCUCAGUGUGAAUCCCUCUUUGGAAAGGGAGCAAAGAAAGGGCCAAAUGCUUGUUUUGAAAUAGCCAAUAGUAAUGGAGACAGGCUCGGCAACUGUGGAAUGUCAAAAGGAAAUUUUGUUAAAUGUUCUCAAGCCAAUAGCCUAUGUGGCAAGAUUCACUGCACAUCUGUCAGCCAGCAGAAUCUUCCAUCCCAGAUAUACAUCCAGAUUCAAGAUGGCGUUAGGUGUGUGACUACUGAUUUUGCUCUGGGAUCAGAUGUCCCCGAUCCAGCUUUGGUUAACAGAGGCACAGCUUGUGCAGAAGGGAAGGCCUGCGUUGAUUUCAAGUGUGUCAAUGCAAGCCUGCUUGGCUACAAUUGUGAUGUAAAGAAAACAUGCAAUGACCAUGCAGUAUGUAACAACAAAGGCAAUUGUCACUGUGAUCCUGGAUGGGCACCUCCUUAUUGUGACAAAUCUGGAUACGGUGGGAGCAUAGACAGUGGCCCAACUCACAUAGAUACAUCACUUCGUGAUGGCCUGCUAGUGUUUUUUCUGCUUGUGUUGCCUCUGCUAAUUAUAGUAGCGGUUGCAGUUGUCAAGAGGGAUGCAAUUAAAAGACGUAUUUUCAGAGAACGGAGAAGACGCCACAGGGCUGAAAAUGCACGGCAAGCAAGACAAAGCAGCACUCCAGGUGGACCAAUGCCACCAGUAAAUAAUAGGCGGCCUACGACGUCAAAUUCUGGAAUCUUUACGAUAUCACACUUUCCUGCUCCAAGGCCACCCAUACAAGCAAACCUUGGGCCACGUCCAUCAAGACCUCCUUUACGACCACCAAUCCCACCCAGACCUGUUUACGCAACUCCAUCCUGAGAAAUUCUCAAGGGAGUUAGAUGGACACAUUAAACAUAUCAGAGGGUAGCAGAAAUGUGUCACUGCUAAACCUGUUACAUAUUUUUGAAAGUAUUAUUUUUAUUGAUAUACAAGUGAAGACCUCAUUUUAAUUUCUAAAAAAAAACUGUUGAAACGGUAACAAAAGAAUAUGGGAU